Cucurbita maxima (winter squash) is the source of this 1091-nucleotide messenger RNA. Its product is annotated as leucine-rich repeat protein 2-like. The record is from RefSeq and is a predicted model, not a curated record. Bases 209 to 847 code for a protein of 212 amino acids. Gene Ontology annotation, molecular function: protein binding. The transcript has 7 exons. NCBI's taxonomy places the organism in Eukaryota, Viridiplantae, Streptophyta, Magnoliopsida, Cucurbitales, Cucurbitaceae.
UGUUCUGCUAUUAAAGAGUUUCUUUAUGGUUGGUUUCUCUAUUUUCCCCUCUUUUCUUUUCCAUUGACUUGACUGAUCGAUCACUCUAAGUCAGAUUCCUCAUCGAUCCCAUUGUCUAGUCUUUUUUUGCAUCUUUUUUCAUCGUUUUUACCACUAUUUCUUUUGGGUUUUCUUCAAUCUCUCUGUUUUCGAUUUCUUCUCUUGCAAUAUGGCUUCUGAUCUUAUCAUCCUCUGCUUUCUCCUUCUGGGUCUCUCUUUUUCGCCUGUAAUUUCCACUAAUUCUGAAGGAAAUGCUCUACAUGCUCUUAGGAGAAGGCUGUCUGAUCCCACUAAUGUGCUGCAGAGUUGGGACCCUACGCUGGUUAAUCCUUGCACUUGGUUUCAUGUAACCUGUGAUUCUGAAAACCAUGUGAUACGCUUGGAUUUGGGAAACUCGAACAUUUCCGGGACUUUGGGGCCUGAAAUUGGUGACCUCCAGCAUCUUCAAUAUCUGGAGCUCUACAGGAAUGGGAUAAGUGGAAAAAUCCCCACUGAGAUAGGUAAUUUGAGAAACCUCGUAAGCAUGGAUUUGUACGAGAACAAAUUUGAAGGAAAGAUUCCAAAAUCUUUGGCCAAACUCAAGUCACUUAGAUUUCUACGGAUGAACAACAACAAGUUAACAGGCAUGAUUCCAAGGGAACUUUCAUCACUCUCUAAACUCAAAAUUUUUGAUGUCUCAAACAAUGAUCUCUGUGGAACAAUCCCUGUUGAUGGACCAUUUGCUGAUUUCUCGAUGGAAAGUUACGAAAACAACAGGCUGAGUGGCCCCGAGUUGCAAGGACUUGUACCAUAUGACUUUGGAUGCUGAACUGAGCUCGAGCUCGUCGAUCCUUAGAAUCAAACAGCAUGGCUUGGAAAGUAUAAGGUUCAUGUCAAAAUUAUUGCCUCUGAUCAUAUAGGAAGAUAAGAAUGUAUGAGCUUCUCAACGAGAACUAACGAGAAUCAAUUAUAUCCUAUAGUCGUCCAACUUUGUUAGUUCUGUUUUCCCAUUUGUUGGGAUGAAGAUUGUUCCAUAUCAGUAGUAGUUCAACUUCAAGCUUUCAAGUUCAAAA